AUGGCCAUCAGACCUCUCCAUUACCACCUUCCAUUGUUCCCAGGGUUCCAACUGCUGGAUGUUGCGGCCCCACUGGACAUUCUCAACAUCCGUACGCAGUACCCUGACACAUCAGCCAUCACCCUGACUGUAUCAGCCGCGACUCUCGACCCAGUCUCAGUAAAACCAAUCCCACCUACCAAGGCAAAAUGGCGAUUUGACUUACCCGCUUCAAAUAUCAAUACGGCUUUCAACCAGCAAAUGUUGCCACAAUGUACAUUUGCUGACGUGAUCUCUUCCCUGAAAGCGGGGAAAGUUGCCGACGAUGGCAGUGGUGAAUUCAAACCCAUCGAUGUGUUGAUCAUUCCAGGUGGCCCUGGGACACGUCUAAACCGUAUUUACAACACUGCUGCUACAUCUAAUGACGUCAAAGUCUCCAACACGCAGGAAAUUCAGGACUUUCUGACAGCUGUUGCGCCUUAUGUCCGCCACAGCAUCAUUACCAUUUGCACGGGUAGCCAUGUUCUCUCGCAGACUGGGCUUCUAGAUGGACGCCAGGCAACAACCAAUUCAGCUCGCUACGAUGAUGUCACUAAACAAACGGGCGACGUGAAUUGGCAGCGGAACAAACGGUGGCUGCGUGAUGUUGUUCCCGAGAAUAAGGUGCCUGAUGGCCUGUCGUUGCUUCCCAGGAUUGAGAUAUGGUCAUCUGCUGGAAUUACUGCAGGGAUUGAUGUAAUGUUGGAGUUUAUUUCGGCGCAUUACGGUGGUAUCGAAGUCGGGAUGGAGACCGCGAAGCGGAUGGAGUAUCGCUGGGAGCGAGAAAAGGAGGCUUCAUACUUCUUGUGA
This is a messenger RNA of Penicillium hordei, 828 nucleotides long. RefSeq lists its product as uncharacterized. The transcript has a single exon. The record is from RefSeq and is a predicted model, not a curated record. Bases 1 to 828 code for a protein of 275 amino acids. Lineage: Eukaryota; Fungi; Ascomycota; Eurotiomycetes; Eurotiales; Aspergillaceae.